AUGAGUAGUCUCUGCCUGCAACGUCUUCAAGAAGAAAGAAAGAAAUGGAGAAAGGACCACCCUUUUGGUUUCUUUGCUAAGCCAACAAGGCACCCAGAUGGUUCAAUGAAUUUACAAAAAUGGGAGGCCGGUAUCCCAGGCAAGGAAGGUACCAUUUGGGCGGAAGGUGUAUAUCCAAUCACUAUAGAAUAUCCAAACGAAUAUCCAUCAAAACCACCCAAAGUCAAAUUACCAGCUAAUUUUUACCAUCCUAAUGUAUACCCUAGUGGAACCAUUUGCUUGAGUAUUUUAAAUGAAGAUCAAGAUUGGAGACCUGCUAUUACUUUGAAGCAAAUUUGUCUAGGGAUUCAAGAUUUAUUGGAUUCUCCAAAUCCAAAUUCUCCCGCUCAGGAACCUGCAUGGAGAAGUUUCUCUAAGAAUAAAGAGGAAUAUGAAAAGAAGGUUUUACUUCAGGCAAAGCAAUAUGCUAAGUAA
Messenger RNA from Naumovozyma castellii, 474 nucleotides. RefSeq names its product E2 SUMO-conjugating protein UBC9 (gene UBC9). The transcript has 2 exons. The record is from RefSeq and is a predicted model, not a curated record. The coding region runs from base 1 to 474 and encodes 157 amino acids. Lineage: Eukaryota; Fungi; Ascomycota; Saccharomycetes; Saccharomycetales; Saccharomycetaceae.